AUGAGUGUAGCUUGCCUAGAUGGUCCUACAGUGAUGGACUUUGUCAAUGACUCGGAGACUUUCAACAAAUGCAUUAAGGAACACUUUGACAUGCUGGAUGCCGACGGCGACGGAGUAAUUUCCCGGUGUGAGCUUGAGGAUAGGUCCGGCAAGCUGGCGUCGAAGGAUUAUGAAUUGCAAUCUACAGAAGAGAUUAGGGGUCUAUAUGAUACCCUUUUCGACAAGUUUGAUGUUGAUCGAAAUGGGACCAUUGAUCGUGAAGAAUUUACGUCGAUGAUGAGGGAAAUCAUACUUGCCAAGGCUCGUGCCAUCGGAAAUUUUCCAGUUUUAGUUAUUCUUCAGGGAGAUAGCUUCUUAAUGAGAGCUGUGACUCGUAAAAAAGAUUCAUGA
Messenger RNA from Cornus florida, 390 nucleotides. RefSeq lists its product as uncharacterized. Lineage: Eukaryota; Viridiplantae; Streptophyta; Magnoliopsida; Cornales; Cornaceae. Gene Ontology annotation, molecular function: calcium ion binding. The record is from RefSeq and is a predicted model, not a curated record. The coding region runs from base 1 to 390 and encodes 129 amino acids. The transcript has a single exon.